This is a messenger RNA of Alternaria arborescens, 1221 nucleotides long. RefSeq lists its product as hypothetical. The transcript has 2 exons. Gene Ontology annotation, biological process: Golgi to plasma membrane transport; conjugation with cellular fusion. NCBI's taxonomy places the organism in Eukaryota, Fungi, Ascomycota, Dothideomycetes, Pleosporales, Pleosporaceae. The record is from RefSeq and is a predicted model, not a curated record. Bases 1 to 1221 code for a protein of 406 amino acids. Gene Ontology annotation, cellular component: exomer complex; trans-Golgi network. Gene Ontology annotation, molecular function: protein dimerization activity.
AUGCUCGUCUCUCUGACAGUCGGAAAGGUCGACGCCGGAGUAGCCGUGCUACUGACCGAAGACAAGCGUCUUAUCGAGUUCCCCUCCAUAUUGCUACCCCCGGAUAUCUCGUCUGGCUCUAUGGUGGACAUCGACGUGGGAAGGAACUACAAAGCCGAAGCCGACGCACAGAAAGCCUUCCACGAGCUCCAGUCUGAGAUCUUCCGUACCUUUGGCCAGCGCACCCCCUCAGCCCCCGUCCUCAAGUGUCGCAAUGCCACCCAGACCUCCGUCGUCCUCGAGUGGGAUCCCAUCGACAUUGCGACAGCCGAACUGCGCAGCCUCACUCUAUACCGUAAUGGCAACAAGGCUGGCACAAUACCCAAGCCGAGCGACGUACACAGCACCAAGCUCAGUGGCCUGGCAGUCGACACCGAGUACCAGUUUCACCUGGUUCUGAAGACUAGUGCGGGCACCUUCAGCAGUGAGAAGCUGUUGGUCCAGACACACAAGAUGACAGACUUGUCUGGUAUCACCAUCACCCCUGGCCACAUGCCCGCCGCUCUCCGCGAGUCGCUGCAGCGUUCCGUUGAACGAAUCGGCGCUAAAAUUGCGGAUAACGUGCGCAUCGACACCACGCACUUUGUAUGCACUGAAGGCAGGGGACCGGCAUGGGAAAAGGCAGUCGAGAAUAACAUCCCUGUAGUCGUGCCAGACUGGGUCAUAGGCUGCGAGCGGGAAGGCAGAAUUGUUGGUGUGAGGGGCUACUACCUGAACGCAGACCCCAGGUUACGAAGUGUCGGUCCGGGAGGCUCUCAGCAAGCACCUCAACAAUCGUCACAGCAGCCCCAGCAACAACAGCAGCAGCAGCAACCUAGAAGCCCUGUUAUGAGCCCGCGCACAGAGGUGACACCACCUACACCCGAGCAACCAAGGCGCGAUCGCGAUACAGACGGAGCAGCACCGCCCCCUCCACCACCAAAAGACAACGUCAGUGAAAAGAGCGAGCGGAACUCGAUCGAGCCCAAGACGCAAACCGAAGAACAAAAAGCCCGAACCGAAGAUCUCAAACCACAAUCGGACCAGGAGAAACAGCAAGAGGACAGCGAAGAGGACGAUUCCGAGCCUGAACCGAACGAUGAGAAGUCUAUAGAAGCAAGUUUACCGCAAAGGCCAAAGCCUGGGCAGCCAUCGGCUGAAGACGACGGUGACGGAGCAAGCUUUCAGGACGUAGAGAUUUGA